Molecule: messenger RNA, 4507 nt
Organism: Calliphora vicina (urban bluebottle blowfly)
Lineage: Eukaryota; Metazoa; Arthropoda; Insecta; Diptera; Calliphoridae
Gene: Sirt7
Product: sirtuin 7
Exons: 2
Coding region: 389-3973 (1194 amino acids)
Cellular component (GO): nucleus; chromatin
Molecular function (GO): histone H3K18 deacetylase activity, NAD-dependent; NAD+ binding
Source: RefSeq, a predicted model, not a curated record
UAAUAAAUUAACCGAUCAAAAUAAAAAACAAUAAAUCCAAGAGUUGAAAUAAAAAAAAUAAUAAUGACAACAACACAAGUGCAAAUAAAGUGCUUUUUUAUAUAAGCCAUGAGAAAACCAAACCAAUUAUUGGUAAAUGUGUGUGGAAAAAAACGCAGCUUCCUUUUGUCUAUAUAUUUAACGAAGGGGGUUCAUUUGCAGUAGUGCAAGAAGUUUCACUCUGCUGUGUGUCGAAGUUUCAAAAGAAAUUGUGAUUAGUGGUCAGACAAGUUGGUUGGUUGCCCAACUAAAAUCCCAUCUAAAUCGAAGGAAAGGAAAUUAACAAAAUUAUUAUUGUUUUUUAUGUUUGGAAAAAAAAUAAUAAAAAUUAAUGAGUUAUUGAAAUAAAAUGGAUACGGAAGAUAUGGAAUCAUCGUCACAGGACAACAACGAUAUACCCUCAAAAGAAAAAUCUGCAAAAGAUGCAUUACAAACGUAUAUAACACGAGCUAAACUAAAUCCGGCCAAGACCGAUAAUGAGAAAAGACGCCGAAAGGAUACACUUCGUAAGGUAUCAUCCAUCUAUCGAAAAUGUGAAACAACACGAACCUCGGAAGAAAGUACAUUUUUGGAAAAGCACCCGGAAAUUGUAAAACAAGUUAAAAAACGCAAAGAACGUGUUGAAAUUUACAAAGAUCGUGUGAUCGAAAAAGAAGAUGAUGUGCAAGUCAUCGAAGCCAAGGUUGAAGAAUUAGCCAGUAUUAUAUUGCAGGCCAAACAUUUAAUAUGCUACACCGGUGCCGGCAUAAGUACAGCAGCUCUAAUACCCGAUUAUCGGGGGAGCAAGGGUAUUUGGACUCUAUUGCAGAAAGGCGAGGAAAUAGGGGAUCAUGAUUUAUCAGCAGCUAAUCCCACCUAUACACACAUGGCAUUAUACGAACUACAUCGGAGGGGCAUCUUACGCUAUGUAGUAUCACAAAAUUGUGAUGGUUUACAUUUGAGAUCUGGUUUGCCCAAGGUAUCCCUCUCCGAAAUUCAUGGCAAUAUGUACGUAGAGGUAUGUAAGAAUUGUAAACCGAAUUCGGUGUAUUGGAGACUGUUUGAUACAACCGAAAUGACUGCUCGCUACUGCCACAAAACCAAUAGGCUAUGUCAUAAAUGUUCAGAACCCCUGUGCGAUACAAUUGUGCAUUUCGGUGAGAGGGGAAACCUGAAGUGGCCUUUAAAUUGGGCCGGUGCUUGUCAUCAUGCCGAAAAGGCCGAUGUUAUACUGUGCUUAGGUUCUAGCUUAAAGGUAUUGAAGAAAUACACUUGGCUUUGGCAAAUGGAUAAACCGGCUAGACAACGCGCUAAAAUAUGUAUAGUUAAUCUACAGUGGACGCCGAAAGAUACACUGGCUCAAGUGAAAGUCAAUGGAAAAUGUGAUCGUGUAAUGGAAAUGUUAAUGAAUGCUUUGAAAAUAUCUGUGCCUGUGUAUACAAAGGAAAAGGAUCCCAUUUUUGCCCACGCCACCAUGUUAAUGCCGGAGGAAUUACAUACGCUUACACAACCGCUGCUCAAACAAUCCGAUGAAGAGGAGAAAGAUGAAACUACCACACUAUCCAGUAAUGAGGCCAGCACGGCAGACGAAGAAACCCAAGAUUCGACUAUCAGUACUGAUAGCUUCAGCGCUGUGGGUGCUGAAUAUCGCAUAGGUAAGGGUCCACGCAUACGAACACCCUUAAAACAAAUGGCUUCAGGUAUUAAAACCAACUUGGAAUUAAAGAAUAAAAUAAAACAAGAGCUCAAAAUGGAAUCGGAUGAGGGUUAUUCUCGAAAUGUUGAGAAAAGUGAAAUUAAAACGGAAACCUUGUUGUCUCAGCUAGGCAAUGUAAACUGUAAGAAUAUUAAACAACCCGAAAGUGAACAAAGCUUUGCGAAAAAUUUACUGGAUCAGCAAAACGAAAUGCAAAUAAAUUUCGAUAAACAGCAAAUAGAUAAUGAUCAUUAUAAGCGAUUCAAAGAUUCAACUGACUAUCCCAAUCAUUUAUUGAAUCCUAACGAUGUUAAAUUUGAAAUGCAAGAAGAAAUGAAAAUGUUUGAUCUGAGCGUCGUCAACAAUUCAAAGAUGGAUGAAGUGAAUCUUGCAAACAGCCUUAAUGAUUUCAAAUACGAUACGAACUUAGAAAAUGAUCUACUUAGUGGGGAUAUUUUAAAAACCGAAGAAAAUGCCUUUCAAAAUUCUAUAAAACUAGAAGAUUUGUUUACGAAUUUAAACAAAUCUAAUACCGAAAUUAGUUCAAUGCCUCCGGAAAAUAAACUGAGCACUUCAAAUGAUGCCAAAAUUAAUGGCGUAAUCAAAUCAAGUGAAAUGUGUGUCAAUUCCUUUGCAAACAAAACUGAAAUUCAAUUUCAAUCCAUAAAAGACUUAAAACUGAAUGGUCUUUUAGGGGACAAUUUGAAAGCUAAUGAAACUAACAGUAUUAAAGUCGAAAUGAACCACCAAACUAGUGUGCCUGAAGCAAAACUUGAAAAUGAUUUCAUAAAAGAUUUGCGCAACAAGGGAUUUUCUGUGGAAAUAUCAAAACCCAGGGAAGCUUGUUUAAAUAGCACGUCAAAAUCUAUAGAUUGCGCUCUCUCUUUAAACGAUUUUAGAAGGAAAAAUUUGUCUUUGCCUACAAACAGCUGUGAGAUUACGAAGAAAGAGAUUAAAAUUGAAUUGAAUGCAGACGCUUUAGCCAAUUUGCCGGUUAAACUAGAGCCAAAAACCGAUGUAUUGGCGGAAAUAGCUGAAUUACACAAAAGUGAACAGUUGCUAAUAAAGCAAGCUACUGAAAUCACCAAGAAUGCUGAGGAAUUCCUGGAAAAACUGGAAAAUGAAAUGGGCUUAAAGAAUCCCUUAGAGUCGGAAACUCCGAAGUUGACAUUGGUCCAAGACAAAUUCCCGGCAGAUAAUUGCUUGGUCAAAUCGUCGAAUGGCAUAAAGAAUUCUCCUGUAAAAACAGAGCAAAACUUCAACCAGGUUGCGAAUACCGCACCUCCUGCAAAUAAUCAAUUUCCUUUGCACAUUUUAAUGAAACUGCCGAAAUGUAUACAGGUGCAGUAUAAGACAGAAGAUGGUAUUAAAUCUGCGCCUUACAAUGGUCUAAAAACCAACGACAAAUCAAAAAUAAUUCCAUCUUUGACAACGACUUCCAUACCUGUCCCAAUGGCAACAAAAACAUCAGCAGAACCUCCACCCUUGGCACCACUAUACAAAACAUCUCUCUUAUCACCAAGCCAACAAAGACCCUUGCCGCCUUUAGAGCCCAUUGUCGAUGAAGAGACAUUAUCGGCCGAUGAAAAGUCCAUUGAAGAUGAGCCAAAGCUGGAGGACGAGCUGCAGCAGCAUGAUGAGGAGGAGGAUGAUGAUGAGCUGGUGGAAGAAGAAAACGAUGAACCCAUAUUAUCACAAAUGGAUAUUUUAAGAAAUCUUGCCUUAACAACACCCACAAAAUCCAAUAAUAGCUACAAUACGAAAACCUCACCAAUUUCUUCAUAUGCCUUGGCCCAGGAAAGAAAACACUUGCUGCGGCGCAAGUUACCCAUCUGGUACGAUGUCAAGUAUGCCUACUCCGGCCUGCACAGCAUAGUAUUUCCUCCACCGGCCGAUGUUGAUAUCUGGAGUCAUCAAAUUGUACCCAAUUUUGCUAUGAAUCGUUCGGCAGCCAAAUGUGAAUUCUGUUUCGAUCACUAUGCCGAAUUCGAGUGUCAAUUCUAUAAAAAGUUCCUGCUGUGCGAUAGAAAACAUAAGAAACGUGCCCGCAACGGACGUUUUGUGGUGUGUGAAUGUUGUCCCUAUACCGAGGAUGACGAUGAUGACGACUACGAUGAAAACAUUUCAUUGGCUCAUAUUGCAGCGGCCGAAACGGCCAAAAGGCAAUUGCAUUUGAAUAAUACAUUUCCGCGUAAAUUGGCUCGCACCCAGGCCGGUUGGUAUGGUAAGGGCUAUAAAAAGAAUCGACGUAGAAAAUAGUUUUUCUCAAUAAAAUCAUUUUAGUUUUAAGUUCAAAUUGUUUGCGUUCUCCGUUUCGUUUUAAUUUUGUGUUCAUGUAGUUGUAAAUAAGUAUUUAUAUUUAUGUAUGUAUAUGUCUAGACUAGUUUCGAGAUUAAGAGAGUAUUUUGUCCAAAAUCCCUAUGACCGACGACGACAGCUUAUGAAACUGUUGCCAUUUGUAAUUAUUUAUAUGUAUGUAUUUGUUAAAGAUUUGUUUUAAUGUUAAGAAUAAUCUAUCUAUCUAUUAAGUAUAAUUUUAACACUUUCUUUAACUCGCAUAAUUUUAUAGAUUAUACAUAUGUAUUUUAAAUAGCUUUUAUUUUUCAAUGUACAAUUUUUAUUACGCGAAUUUACAUUUUAAGGUUUAAAUAGAAAUCAAAGCAGUCAAUUUUUUUUUUAAAAAAAUCAAAUCAUAUUUUAUUAAGUUAAUUUGAUACAAUCUAAUACAAACAUUUAUUAAUAAAAGAUCCACAAAUUUCUUUUAGAUAAAUAGUGGCAUACUGGACACGAAAA